This is a messenger RNA of Labrus mixtus (cuckoo wrasse), 2230 nucleotides long. Its product is annotated as NXPE family member 3-like. Bases 268 to 879 code for a protein of 203 amino acids. The transcript is spliced from 2 exons. The record is from RefSeq and is a predicted model, not a curated record. Lineage: Eukaryota; Metazoa; Chordata; Actinopteri; Labriformes; Labridae.
UGAAGUUGUUUUGGUAAUUGCUAGGUAGUAAGGAUAUCCCAUAUGGGGGGGUAAAGGGUCUGUUGAUGAUAAGUGAUACCUGAAAUAACCCAAUCCUUUUUUUUUCAAUUCUUCUCAGGGCAACCUGCGGUCAAUCAAGACAGUGGGAAGUCUGGACUCUCUGGGUAUUACUACCAGGGUGUGUGGCGAUCACUAGGUGGCUCUAACGUUCAACAAUUCAACAACGACUCUGCAAUCAGCCAGUGUUUGAAAGGCAAGGUGGUCCACAUGUAUGGAGACUCAACCAUCAGGCAGUGGUUUGAGUACCUUGAUGCUUCUCUUCCAGAGGCUAAGGCAGUAAACCUGAACAGUCCGAAGCCAGCAGGACCUUACAUGAUAUGGGAAAAUGCAAACAAAAUCAUGGUAACGUAUCGCAUCCAUGGUCUUCCUCUUCGGAUUUCAAUAAUACCAACCAGUAAGGAGUGUUACGUUUCCAAAGAUCUUGAUACGCUGGUUGGUGGUACCAACACAGUUGUAGUUUUAGGAAUCUGGGCCCAUUUCAGCACUUUUCCAAUUGAACUUUACAUCAGACGGCUUCAGAGCAUCCGCAGGGCAGUGGUCCGUCUGUUGAAUAGGGCUCCUGGCACACUGGUGGUCAUCAGAACUGGGACCCUCCAAGCUAUGCACGUUGGUAAUGUGAUAAGCAACGGUGACUGGUUCUCGUUUCAGGUGGACAAGGUGCUCAGAGCCGUGUUCACAGGACUUAAUGUCCAACUGGUGGAUGCAUGGGAUAUGGUUCUUGCUCACCACUUGCCGCACAACAUUCAUCCAAAACGUCCCAUCAUUAAGAAUAUGGUUGAUGUUCUAUUGUCUUACAUAUGCCCACAAAAGAAGAGAUAGCUGUUCAUUUAAUGAAGGAAUUUUAACAAUUCAGGAAAAAUGCAGCUCUUAUUGGUAAAACUGAAACUGAAGCAGUUUUUCUGCUUCUUGUGUGUUUCUAUCAAAUGAUUUAUUUUUCCUAAAGCAGACUAUACAGACAAAGCAAGUAUUACUUUGAUCCAUCUUUUUAACAGAGAAUUGUGAGUAAAAAAAACGAGAGCAAACCGGAUUGCAAUCAGUUUGAAGUCAAAUAGCUCUAAUAAAAACAGGCGUGUGAAGAUUCACAUUAACCCACACUGCUCAUUGAGCUAGGUACUUAGUUUGAUGAAAACAUUCCUGGAGUUGUAGGAAAAUACUAGGGAUAAUUAUGAGAUUUGCUUAGUGGCCAAUGUCAGAUGUAUUAAAUGGAAAUUUAAAGACAUCUGAGCUCAAGUCUAAAUUUACCAUACCACAAUAAGCUAAAUUUACCAUUUAGUCCAUUUACUCUAUAGAAUUGUAUGAGAAGUUACUAUCUACCCAUUAAUGGCUAACUAGUAGUUAAUUCCCCAUUAACUAUGCAACAAUUUGUGUAGUUACAUUAUCUGUUAAAUUAUAAUUAGCUACUCUAGACCAUGUAAUGAGGAAAUACUCACUAUCUACCCAUUACUAAAUACCAUGACAUGAAUUUCUUCAGCCAAUUUAAAUGAAAACUAAAAAAAGAAAAUAUAUAAAAUUCAUUAUGCCAUCCAAACUUUGGCUGCUCAAUUGAAAAAGAAAAAAGUCAGGAGAAUACCUCGGCUUGUGAGGGAGCGUCUCCUAUUCACCUUAACAAUCAUGUAACUAUCUUAUUAACCAUUAAGUUGACAAUUUUUUUUUUUAUUAUUCGAUGUGUUAAUCAGCUAAAGUAUGGAUCCACUGUAGUUAAAUGAUUCAUGAGCUUAAGUUAUGUUAGUAAAUGUUUUAUUGCUUUGAUUAUUAAUCAUGUCCUCUCUGAGGUAAAAUUUCUGUUGACAGAGAAGCAUAGCAUGUUUCCUUGAUGUCUGAUGAUAUAGUUAGGUCAUUUUUAUGAUUUAAUUCAGUAAAUAUCCUACAUAUGGGACUUUUAAACUUGAUCCUAUCCUGAAUGGUUGGAUAAUGGACUUUUUACCAAUAGGUGGCAGUGCGUGACAGUAAAUGAUGUUCUUUCUAUCCUGAACUUUUCUUCCACCAGCUUGUUGUCUGUCAGCCCUUCUGUACAUUAUGUACACUAAUGAGUGUUGCAGCAUUUGUGUGCGUGUGCUGUUGUAUGUGUACAUAUUUUAUAUUUUAUAUGCUGCAGCUGGAUUGCUCCUACAGAGUUUCGUUGUAUAAAUUUACAAUGACAAUAAAGAUCAAUCGAUCUAUAAAAAACAGA